This is a messenger RNA of Exophiala spinifera, 2016 nucleotides long. RefSeq lists its product as uncharacterized. Gene Ontology annotation, molecular function: borate efflux transmembrane transporter activity; solute:inorganic anion antiporter activity. The transcript has 3 exons. Bases 1 to 2016 code for a protein of 671 amino acids. NCBI's taxonomy places the organism in Eukaryota, Fungi, Ascomycota, Eurotiomycetes, Chaetothyriales, Herpotrichiellaceae. The record is from RefSeq and is a predicted model, not a curated record. Gene Ontology annotation, cellular component: plasma membrane; fungal-type vacuole. Gene Ontology annotation, biological process: monoatomic anion transport; transmembrane transport; monoatomic ion homeostasis.
AUGACUACACAAACAGAAGUUAUCACUCGCACGCAGGCCGGGACUACAUCUUCAGGGCUCCGUAGGUCCUCCACACAUUCGGCCCAUUCGAAACCAUGGGAGCGUACUGGCCACCGUGUGUCGCUCCAUUCGAAUCACUCUUCCCGGCCAGAUCCAGAAGAAGUGCACCGCCUUUCCGAACAUGUCUCGCGCCAGACGACGAGGUCGUCACAUCGCCGAACGCCGAAAUGGUACAAGAUACGCUGGUUCAGAGGUAUGAUUAGCGAUGUCAAGAGAAGGGCACCAUACUAUUGGAGUGAUUGGAAAGAUGCUUGGGACUAUAGAGUCGUGCCGGCGACUGUGUACAUGUAUUUCGCGAACAUCCUUCCGGCAUUGGCCUUUUCCCUGGACAUGUUCACCAAAACUCACAAUUCCUAUGGUGUCAACGAAGUCCUCCUCUCCUCGGUUAUGGCAUGCGUUAUCUUUUCUCUGUUCGCUGCACAGCCGCUCGUCAUCGUCGGAGUUACAGGUCCAAUCACAGUGUUUUCGUACACAGUCUACGACAUUGUCGUUCCCAAUGGCACGAAUUACUUUGCAUUCAUGGCCUGGAUCGGCAUAUGGUCACUACUCAUGCAUUGGCUGCUCGCUGUUACCAACAGCUGCAAUGCACUGACAUACGUCACCCGGUUCAGCUGCGACACCUUUGGCUUUUAUGUUGCUUUCAUCUAUCUCCAGAAGGGAAUCCAGGUUCUCACGAGACAAUGGGGCCUUGCUGGUGGAGAAAGUGCGUAUCUCUCUGUCAUGGUCAGUCUGCUCGUCUUGGGCUUCGCCUAUGGAUGUGGGGUGCUCGGCAACAGCAAUCUCCUGCAUCAUAUCCCUAGAAAAUUCAUUGAGGAUUACGGGACGCCUUUGACCAUUAUCUUCUUCACUGGAUUUGUCCAUACAGGACAUAUGAAAGAAGUCCGUCUGGAAACACUACCUACCAGCAAGUCGUUCUUCCCCACGGCGGAUCGUGGCUGGUUUGUACAUUUCUGGGAUAUCAGCGUUGGAGAAGUGUUUCUGGCCAUCCCUUUUGCAAUCCUGCUGACAAUCUUGUUCUGGUUCGAUCAUAACGUGUCCUCACUCAUUGCUCAAGGCAGCGAGUUUCCCCUGCGCAAACCCCCUGGAUUUCACUGGGAUAUCUUCCUCUUGGGUCUCACUACUGGCAUUGCUGGCCUACUCGGUAUUCCCUUCCCCAAUGGCCUCAUCCCACAAGCUCCUUUCCACACCACUGCGCUCUGUGCCACACGACAAGUCGCCGACGAAAAGGCUCGAGGCCACACUGUCCGUGUUGUCGACCACGUCGUUGAACAACGUGUCAGCAAUCUUGCCCAAGGGCUCCUGUUUCUGAUCACCAUGUCCGGUCCGCUUUUGAUAGUUCUUCACCUUAUCCCUCAAGGUGUACUGGCGGGUUUGUUCUUCGUCAUGGGUGUUCAGGCACUUGAAGGUAAUGGAAUCACACAAAAAUUGCUUUACCUUGCUCGUGAUAAGAAUUUGACGGACGCUACCGAUCCACUGGCACGAAUCGAUCGACAACGGGCAAUUUGGAUUUUCGUGGCGAUAGAGUUGCUCGGGUUCGGCGCAACAUUUGCUAUUUCUCAGACCAUUGCAGCUAUCGGCUUUCCGGUUUUCCUGAUUUUGUUGAUUGUUGCACGCUCCUGGUUGAUGCCGAAGUGGUUCAGGGACGAUGAGCUUCGUGCUCUUGAUGCUCCAACAGCAGGUUCUUUCGUCAUGGAAAGUGUGGGGGGAGCGUAUGGUGAGAUUGAAGAAGCUACCCCUGACCCUCGCACUCCAGAAAACGAGGUCGCUGUCGUCGACGAUACCUUGGAGAGAGGAGAAAGCUACGAAUUGGAGACAUCCAUAGCAAAUCGAAAGGCUGCUGAUGAUGGGUCUGUCCUGCGAGGUGGAGGCUCUGCGAGACGAAGGCCGAGUCACAGUGAAAUGCAGAGACCCCCAGCCGGAAUGAAAAGGAGAAGCCGAAGUUCAUUAAACACUUGA